Molecule: messenger RNA, 4348 nt
Organism: Propithecus coquereli (Coquerel's sifaka)
Lineage: Eukaryota; Metazoa; Chordata; Mammalia; Primates; Indriidae
Product: roundabout homolog 2-like
Exons: 27
Coding region: 1-4116 (1371 amino acids)
Biological process (GO): homophilic cell-cell adhesion; axon guidance; dendrite self-avoidance
Cellular component (GO): plasma membrane; axon
Molecular function (GO): cell-cell adhesion mediator activity
Source: RefSeq, a predicted model, not a curated record
AUGAACUCAAGUGAAACAGAAGGUAUAAAUAAGAAAAUAAUAAAGCUUGUGUCCCUUCGGUCAUGUUUUGUAGGAUCUCGUCUUCGCCAAGAAGACUUUCCCCCUCGGAUCGUGGAGCACCCUUCGGAUGUCAUCGUCUCUAAGGGAGAGCCCACCACUCUGAACUGCAAGGCGGAGGGCCGGCCAACGCCCACCAUUGAGUGGUACAAGGAUGGGGAGCGGGUGGAGACUGACAAGGAUGAUCCCCGUUCCCACAGGAUGCUUCUGCCCAGCGGAUCCUUAUUCUUCUUGCGCAUUGUGCAUGGACGCAGAAGUAAACCCGAUGAAGGAAGCUACGUUUGUGUUGCAAGGAACUACCUUGGUGAAGCAGUGAGUCGAAAUGCAUCUCUGGAAGUGGCAUUGUUACGAGAUGACUUCCGGCAAAACCCCACAGAUGUUGUGGUGGCAGCUGGAGAGCCUGCAAUCCUGGAGUGCCAACCUCCCCGGGGACACCCAGAACCUACCAUCUACUGGAAGAAAGACAAAGUUCGAAUUGAUGACAAGGAAGAAAGAAUAAGUAUCCGUGGUGGAAAACUGAUGAUCUCCAAUACUAGAAAAAGUGAUGCAGGGAUGUACACCUGUGUUGGCACGAACAUGGUGGGAGAGAGAGACAGUGAUCCAGCAGAGCUGACUGUCUUUGAACGACCCACAUUUCUCAGGAGGCCAAUUAACCAGGUGGUGCUGGAGGAAGAAGUUGUAGAAUUUCGUUGUCAGGUCCAGGGAGAUCCUCAACCAACUGUGAGGUGGAAAAAGGAUGAUGCAGACUUACCAAGAGGAAGGUAUGACAUUAGAGAUGAUUACACACUGAGAAUUAAAAAGGCCUUGAGUACAGAUGAAGGCACCUAUAUGUGUAUUGCUGAGAAUCGAGUUGGAAAAGUGGAAGCCACUGCUACCCUCACAGUCCGAGCUCGCCCUGUUGCUCCUCCACAGUUUGUGGUUAGGCCAAGAGAUCAGAUUGUUGCUCAAGGUCGAACAGUGACAUUCCCCUGUGAAACUAAAGGAAAUCCACAGCCAGCUGUUUUUUGGCAGAAGGAAGGCAGCCAGAACCUACUUUUCCCAAACCAACCCCAGCAGCCCAACAGUAGACACUCAGUGUCACCAACUGGAGACCUCACGAUCACCAACAUUCAGCGUUCGGACGCCGGUUACUACAUCUGCCAGGCCUUAACUGUGGCAGGAAGCAUUUUAGCAAAAGCUCAACUGGAAGUUACUGAUGUUUUGACAGAUAGACCUCCACCCAUAAUUCUGCAAGGACCAGCCAAUCAAACACUAGCAGUAGAUGGUACAGCAUUACUAAAAUGCAAAGCCACUGGUGAUCCUCUUCCUGUAAUUAGCUGGUUAAAGGAGGGAUUUACUUUUCUGGGUAGAGAUCCAAGAGCGACUAUACAAGAGCAAGGGACACUGCAAAUUAAGAAUUUAAGGAUUUCUGAUACUGGCACCUAUACUUGUGUGGCUACGAGUUCAAGUGGGGAGACUUCCUGGAGUGCAGUGCUGGAUGUGACAGAGUCUGGAGCAACAAUCAGUAAAAAUUAUGAUUUAAGUGACCUGCCAGGGCCACCAUCCAAACCACAGGUCACUGAUGUUACUAAGAACAGUGUCACCUUGUCUUGGCAACCAGGUACCCCUGGAACCCUUCCAGCAAGUGCAUAUAUCAUUGAGGCUUUCAGCCAAUCAGUAAGCAACAGCUGGCAGACAGUGGCAAACCAUGUGAAGUCCACCCUCUAUACUGUGAGAGGACUGCGGCCCAACACAGUCUACUUGUUCAUGGUCAGAGCAAUCAACCCCCAAGGUCUCAGUGACCCAAGCCCUAUGUCAGACCCUGUGCGUACACAAGAUAUCAGCCCACCAGCACAAGGAGUGGACCAUAGACAAGUGCAGAAAGAACUAGGAGAUGUCAUUGUCCGUCUUCACACUCCAGUUGUAUUGACUCCCACCACUGUUCAGGUCACAUGGACGAUUUGGUGUCUGGGAAAUGAAACACGAUUCCAUAUCAACAAAACCGUAGAUGCAGCCAUUCGGUCUGUGAUAAUUGGUGGAUUAUUCCCAGGUAUUCAAUACCGGGUAGAGGUUGCAGCUAGUACCAGUGCAGGAGUUGGAGUAAAAAGUGAGCCACAGCCAAUAAUAAUUGGGAGACGCAAUGAAGUUGUCAUUACUGAAAAUAAUAACAGCAUAACUGAACAAAUCACUGAUGUUGUGAAGCAACCAGCCUUUAUAGCUGGUAUUGGUGGUGCCUGUUGGGUAAUUUUGAUGGGUUUUAGCAUCUGGUUGUAUUGGAGAAGAAAGAAGAGAAAGGGACUCAGUAAUUAUGCCGUUACAUUUCAGAGAGGUGAUGGAGGACUAAUGAGCAAUGGAAGCCGUCCAGGUCUUUUAAAUGCUGGUGAUCCCAGUUAUCCAUGGCUUGCUGAUUCAUGGCCAGCUACAAGCUUGCCAGUAAACAAUAGCAAUAGUGGCCCAAAUGAGAUUGGAAAUUUCAGUCGUGGAGAUGUACUGCCACCGGUUCCAGGCCAAGGGGAUAAAACAGCAACGAUGCUCUCAGAUGGAGCCAUUUACAGCAGCAUUGACUUCACUACCAAAACCACAUACAACAGUUCCAGCCAAAUAACACAGGCUACCCCAUAUGCCACGACACAAAUAUUGCAUUCCAAUAGCAUACACGAAUUGGCUGUCGAUCUUCCUGAUCCACAAUGGAAAAGCUCAAUUCAGCAAAAAACAGAUCUGAUGGGAUUUGGUUAUUCUCUACCUGAUCAGGACAAAGGUAACAAUGGUGGGAAAGGUGGAAAAAAGAAGAAAAAUAAAAACUCUUCUAAACCACAGAAAAACAAUGGAUCGACCUGGGCCAAUGUCCCUCUACCUCCUCCCCCCGUCCAGCCCCUUCCUGGUACAGAGCUGGAACACUAUGCAGUGGAACAGCAAGAAAAUGGUUAUGACAGUGAUAGCUGGUGCCCACCAUUGCCAGUGCAAACAUACUUACACCAAGGUAUGGAAGAUGAACUGGAAGAAGAUGAUGAUAGAGUUCCAACACCUCCUGUCCGAGGCGUCGCUUCUUCUCCUGCUAUCUCUUUUGGACAGCAGUCCACUGCAACUCUUACUCCAUCUCCACGGGAAGAGAUGCAACCCAUGCUACAGGCUCACCUGGAUGAGUUGACAAGGGCCUAUCAGUUUGAUAUAGCAAAGCAAACAUGCAAUAACUUUGUGAAGAAGGAUAUGAUCAAAGAUUUAAUUUGCUUUCUAGGGGUUGUGUAUGGAAAAGCCUUUACCUCCUCUCAAAGACCCCGACCCACCAGCCCAUUUUCUACUGACAGUAACACCAGUGCAGCCCUGAAUCAAAGUCAGAGGCCUAGGCCCACUAAAAAACACAAGGGAGGGCGAAUGGACCAACAACCAGCAUUGCCUCAUCGAAGGGAAGGAAUGACAGAUGGUUCAAUGGUAAAUGGAUGGGGCUCUGCAUCUGAUGAGGAUCGUAACUUUUCUAGUCAUAGAUCUAGUGUAGGUAGCUCCUCAGAUGGCUCCAUCUUUGCCAACGGCAGUUUUGCACAAGCACUGGUGGCAGCAGCAGAUAAAGCUGGUUUUAGGCUGGAUGGAACCAGCCUUACAAGAACAGAUCUUCCACCACCACCAGAUCCCCCACCAGGUCAGGGUUUAAGGCAGCAAAUAGGCCCGAGCCAGCAUGCUGGUAACGUGGAAAAUUCAGCAGAGAGAAAAGGAAACUCUCUAGAGAGACAACAUGCAUCCAACUUAGAAGACACAAAGAGCUCAUUGGAUUGUCCAGCUAGAACCUCCCUAGAGUGGCAGCGACAAACCCAGGAAUGGAUAAACUCCACAGAACGCCAAGAAGAUAUACGGAAAGCCCCACACAAACAAGGUGUCGCAUCAGAGGAGGCCUUGGUGCCCUAUAGCAAGCCCAGUUUCCCAUCUCCAGGCGGCCACAGCUCAUCAGGAACAGCUUCUUCUAAAGGAUCCACUGGACCUAGGAAAGCUGAGGUAUUAAGGGGAGGCCACCAGCGCAAUGCCAGCGACCUUCUUGACAUAGGAUAUAUGGGCUCAAAUAGUCAAGGACAGUUUACAGGUGAAUUAUAGUAACUGAGAGGAGACAUACAAAGCUGCUCUGAAGGACCAUCAGGUCCGAACUCAUGGAAGUGAUGACACUAAAGAGUGCAAUGAACAAUUUCUUUAUUUAUGUACUAUUAAAAGAACUGUAAAUGCAAUGUAAAGACACACAGCCACACAUAUCCCACAGAUAUUUUACUUGUGUUCUUCUCUUAAGUACACCACCCACCUUAACUCUUUCUUGUCAGAAGUAUAUAAAAAA